AUCUGAUGCAGUAUAAAAGAACAGUGAAUGAGCUGAGGAAUGUAUGAGUAAUCAUAUUUGCUGAGUGCUGUAAUGCAAGAGGAGUUGUGCUGGGCUUAUCUUUGAAGUGAUUUUCUAGCAGAUUCUGAGUCAUGGGGGAUGAGGAGAUUGCAGCUCUGGUUGUGGAUAAUGGAUCUGGGAUGUGUAAGGCUGGGUUUGCAGGGGAUGAUGCUCCUAGAGCUGUAUUUCCUUCCAUCAUUGGAAGGCCUCGCCACCAGGGAGUGAUGGUGGGAAUGGGUCAGAAAGACAGUUAUGUUGGUGAUGAAGCCCAGAGCAAGAGAGGGAUUCUGACCCUGAAGUAUCCAAUUGAGCAUGGGGUUGUGACCAACUGGGAUGACAUGGAGAAGAUCUGGCAUCACACCUUCUACAAUGAGCUGCGAGUUGCCCCAGAGGAACAUCCCGUUCUCCUCACAGAGGCACCUCUCAACCCCAAAGCUAACCGGGAGAAGAUGACUCAGAUUAUGUUUGAGACCUUUAACACGCCAGCUAUGUAUGUCUCCAUUCAGGCUGUCCUGUCCUUGUAUGCCUCUGGCCGCACGACAGGUAUUGUAAUGGACUCUGGUGAUGGUGUGACUCACACAGUACCUAUUUAUGAAGGGUAUGCCUUGCCCCAUGCCAUUCUGCGACUAGACCUGGCUGGCAGGGACCUGACUGACUACCUGAUGAAGAUUCUGACUGAACGUGGGUACUCUUUCACAACCACAGCUGAAAGGGAGAUUGUCCGUGACAUCAAAGAAAAGUUAUGCUAUGUGGCUCUUGACUUUGAGUCUGAGAUGGUUAUGGCUGCAUCCUCGUCAACCCUAGAGAAAAGCUAUGAGCUACCAGAUGGUCAAGUCAUCACCAUCGGCAAUGAACGUUUCAGAUGCCCAGAGGCUCUCUUCCAACCUUCCUUCCUAGGAAUGGAGACAACUGGAAUCCAUGAGACCACCUUCAACAGCAUUAUGAAAUGUGACAUAGACAUCAGGAAGGAUCUGUAUGCCAAUACAGUCUUGUCGGGUGGAUCCACCAUGUACCCAGGUAUUGCUGAUCGAAUGCAAAAAGAAAUCACAGCCUUGGCUCCAAGCACAAUGAAGAUUAAAAUCAUUGCUCCACCUGAAAGGAAGUAUUCAGUGUGGAUUGGUGGGUCUAUCUUGGCUUCUCUCUCCACAUUCCAACAAAUGUGGAUCACCAAACAAGAAUAUGAUGAGUCAGGUCCAUCAAUAGUCCAUCGAAAGUGCUUUUGAUCUGAGCUUGUUCUGUAAUGUGUGAAUGUCCAGGCUGUCUAAGUAGAAUAUUGCCUUAAAAUGCUUUAACUUGCCAUUUUUCUUGAUUAUGCUGUCAAGAGGUUUAUUAUAUUAAGAUAGACGUUCAUGUUCUAGUUGAUAUACACAAAAUCCAGUGUGUAAACAGAAACUUGAAUCCAUUUGUUUUUCCCAAAUCCUGUCCAUAGUCUCUAUCGCUUUCAACAUUAAAUCAGCUUAAAUUUCAUUCAGGGUUCCUUUUGAUGUUUGCAAAAACCUCUUCAAUAUAUUGACCUCCUUCAAGAAUAAAGCAUUGUUUUAAUGAUUACUCAUUCUCUUGAGGCAACCAACAUUGGCUUGAAAGCACAUCUGUCAACAUUAAGCCAAGAUACUUGUGUCAAAAUGUCUGUUGUGAAUGUAAAUGAUACCAAGACUCCAAAUUGCAAAUAUAUAUCCUAUUUAGUGGUCUAAUAUUGCCUUGCAUAAUUCAAGAUAAACUAAAUUAACCAUUGCAGGUCAUUAAUUUAGAGCUUUAAACCCACAAUAUACUGCUGUUCAACACUAUCCCUCACUUAGCGAUUGCUUAUUGAGAUUCAAUAAGCUUUGACAGCUGAACAUUCUCAGUGAUCACUGUUUUUGCACACUGCCUUUUAGGAAGUAAUAGUUUUGAAGAGGUAGUAAUAAAACAUAGUAUAAAGAAUUAAGUACCACAAGUGACCUGACUCAAGAGGUUGUAACUCUUUUAUGCCUGAGGGAUUACCAGUUAACUAUCCUAGAGAUCUUGUAAUUCUUAUUGUCUUGGUGUGACUAAUCCUCAAACAAUAAAUGAGGGGAAAACAAGAACUAAAGCAUGCUGAUUUAAAGGAUAAGAACAACCAAGUUUUGAAUGUGGAAUGGAAGAUAGGUAUUCUAUUUUCAAGGUUACAUGUAUCGACUACUGACCUUUCUUUGGUAUCACUGCUGAGUGAGGAAGGUUCAAUUUCAGAAUAUUCUUAAUCUCGAGCAAUCUGAAAUGUUAGCUAAAAUCUUGAUCUGUAUGUUCCCCAUGUUGUAAUACAUACCAAAGUCCCCAACAUAGUCACUACAACCACCAGGUUCAGCAUGCAUGCCCGAGUGACUAUUUCACUGGUGCUGCACUUCUUCCAAAUGAGAACCCCUUUUAACUCCAUUUUUUUUUUUUUCUCCACAGGUGAGUUUCUCCAGCAUUGUUUGUUUUUGUUUUGAACCUGUUAUGACUUUUCUUCAGAAUCCACUAAAAUUUGUCCAAUAAGUUCACUUUUGGCCUCCUCUCCACAUGAAAUCUUGUCAAAGCUCAAUGACCAGGAACUGAGUCCUGUUUUACAUCAUCUGGCUAUAGUAAAUACAGUACUCCAUCUGAUUUGUGUGCGAAUAGUGUUGUACUGAGAGGGAUUCUGAUUCUCCUGCUCCCUUUCACUGUUUGAUCCCAGUGUGUCUAUUGUUGUCCCUGUAGCAAAUAAAUCUCAAAUGUAAUAUGAUUACACUUUUGAUUUUUCUGCCUCUUUUCUCUCUAAGCACUAUAUACUUGUUUUGUUGUGACACUAAAUAAAUUCUGGUGACUUUGAAUUGGAGGUCACUAAUAAAAGCAAGUUUUCCCAUUAUUUCUCAUUCUCCUUCUAAUUCUAGUGGAUGUGUAUCCUGUUUCGGAUGUUCAGUGGUGGCUGGAUUCAGUGGCACAGGCUCCAAAACAAUUUCUACCAAUUGUUCUAGGACUAGACUUCUGUAAACAGCACCAUCAUCCAUGUGUGAAGUGUCUGCCCAUUUCUUGCCCCAUCUCUUUAAACAAUAACUGUGCAGGCUUUGUGCUACGGGGUGUAGAUUCAGACACCAGAACACCUACAAUACACUUUGUUGUUUAAAAACCAUGUAGUACAAGAGUUCGUUAUCUC
Rhincodon typus (whale shark) is the source of this 3166-nucleotide messenger RNA. Its product is annotated as actin, cytoplasmic type 5-like. Lineage: Eukaryota; Metazoa; Chordata; Chondrichthyes; Orectolobiformes; Rhincodontidae. The transcript has 3 exons. Bases 132 to 1262 code for a protein of 376 amino acids. The record is from RefSeq and is a predicted model, not a curated record.